UGCCAUCUCUAACUAAACAGAAAACAUCAAACACAUGGGAGAGAGUGUUGUUGAUACUAACUUUUUUUGUUUUUUCUGAAUAUAAGGACCACAAAUAAAACGAAAGAAAUGAACGCAUUAAACCUAAGGGUUUCUUCUGUUAAAAACAAUGAAAAUGUACGAAAAAAUGCUGAAAUGAGGGCAGCUAUUGUAAAAUUACCGGCCCAAUAUCAAGCUGAUGGCAUAUUUUGUAUGGAGUUCGCCGAAUGCGCCACUGUACCAGAUCAGGUGGCUUGUGUUAAAAAGAUAUAUGGAGCUGCCAAAGAUAAUGAAGAUGUACUUCAGUUCUUAUGCGACCUUUUAUUUAGCAGUCCCUUAAAACAUCCUGUGCGCAAUCAAAUCGUUAAGCUCUUAGUUAAUGCUUUCACAGUAAAUGCUGAUAGCUUAACCGAAACUUCAAUUGUGAGAUCAUUAAGCAAAAGCAUACAAAGUCUUGUGGAGGAAACAAAAGCCAAUCCCACGAGCAUACAAUGGAACACGAACAUAGUUUCACUGUCUGGAUGUUUUGAGAAUUUCGAAUGUGGUCGCAAAGCUUUGGGUUUAAACAUAGAAAAUGUGUUCUUGAUAAUCUAUAUUUCUGUUGGUAAAUACUUGGAAGAAUUGAAGAGUAUAACUUCACCGUCAGUACGUAACGAAUACUACAUGUAUGUCCACAAUUCCGUGAGAAUACUUUUGACUUGUACGCAAGAAUUUGGACAGUCUUUGAAGAUAACACAUCCUGAAGAGUUGAGAAACCUUACCAGACUUUGUGGGGAUAUUGUUUUGGAUGGUGACAUUCCUAUGGACCCACGUACCAACGCUGGCAUGUUAAUGGCUAAUAUAGCAAGGCUUUUUAAUGAAUACGACAGCUUUGUCCUAAAAGCCCAGGAUAUACAAAGCCCCAAUGAAAUUGCUUUAUGUGUGGGAGUUAUAAACACCGCCAAUGCCGAAGAUUUCCAAAAAUAUUCCAUUAACAUAUUGGCGAUAUGUAAAAAAAUUGAUGAAAUUGCUAAUGCCAAUGCAACUGUGCCAAAUAUCUUACUGUGUGCCACAAGAGCUCUUUAUCAAAUAUCUAAAUUAACCCUACAGUUUGCCUUGGAAAGUUCAAAGGUGGAUAGCCAUGAAAUUUUGAAUAAAUUAAUGGAAUUUUCAGUGGCAUUUAUGGAACAUCACAUGGACAGUGUCAGACAUUUGUGUAGGGAUCUUAUGCGUAAUGUUGUGGCAGCUGCCAAGAAAUUGGAUUACCAAGAAUUGAUAAAUAAUAUCUAUCAAGCCUGCAACUCGGACAAAUUGUCAUUGGCGGUGAAAUGCGUAAUAUUGCAGCAAGUUUCCUAUGUUUUGGGUGCAGAUAAUAUUUUAGAUAAUUGUAAAACCAUUUUUGCCAAAUUAUUUGCCGAGAAUUUGGGAAAAGAUUUUAUUGUUAAUAAUUUAUAUGAAGCUUUAAUGAUGGCCAACUACAAGGAGCAGGCAUUUGAUGGAUGGUGUAAAACCUGGAUUGGAUUUUUACUAAAUAUAGCCAGUUUUCAAGAUUCGCGUUUGUCUGACAUAGAAACUCUAAUAGUUAAAGCGGUGAAAUGUGAUAGUCGUGUUGUCCAAAGUAUACUUUUUAGACAAAACGAUCAGCAAGCCAUUCCCAUAAGCACCAAACUCUCCACUCUAUGGGCUGUGCGUAAAUCAGGUAUUAAAAUUGACAACUAUGGGGAAAUUAUGCAGCAAUUCUCACGGCAUUUGCAGUUAAGUAUUUUAUCCAAUGACGAUGAGACACGCAUUAUGGCUCUUAGGCUCUUGGUGGAGACGCAUAAAACCACAGAACCCCUGACGCAGAUGGAAUGUGACUUGAUAAUUGUGUACUUGCAAUACAAUGUAAAUACCCAAUGCCCAGCCACAAGACAUAAAUCAUUGGGUCUGUUAACGAAAGCCUUAAAUCGUUGCAGUUUGGGUUUGCAAAAGUUCCUAAAGAGAAAAGAAGUGCAACAAGAAAAAUUGCUUGAACUUAAUUUCCUCAAAGCAUUUAUGAAAAUCUUGGUGGAAAAUCUUUUCGAAGGAGCCAACUUCAGUCGCAGAUCAGUAUCCCUGCAAUUGCUGCAGCAAUCAUUUGAAAUUGUUAACAAUUGUGGCUUGAAACUUUUAUCUUUGCUGCCAAACCAAAGCGUUAAAGUCUUGUAUGAAACCCUAAGAGAUUCCUACGAAUCUAACAAUGAAUUGGCUGUUAAUAUGCUGAAAUUACUACAAGAUAAUGCCACGGAUAUUGAACUGCUGAAGGAAUACCAAUUAGAAAUAGAUCUCAAUGACGUUUUGGAUCUUUUGACAUCUGUGAAGCCUACAGAUUCUGUUACUGCCUCAUAUCAAUUGGAAUUUUUGUGUCAUCGUGGUUGUCCUUCAAUGUUUGGAGAAUAUGAAUUGCCUCGUUAUUUGCCAACAUAUUUUGCUUCUUUGAAGUGGUUAUUAAAUCAUUUGAAGGAAGGUUUAGCGUUGGCCCGCGUAAGCAUUUUGGAGGCUGCUAAAAUGAAUCCAUUAUACGGCAUACUACUGGCAAUUAAACACUUAUUAGCAAAGAUACACUUUUCUCAAUUGGCAAAGGAGUCUGAAUGGCGUAGUUUGAUCAGCGAAUUGAUAAACAUCUGUAAGGAUUUAACAGAUGUGGUGUCGCCAAUUGUAAAUAGUUCAUCACCGGAAGGUCAUUUGCCCAAUGAUUUUGGGGAAUUCCCAGAGGAUAUUUUAACGGAGAAGAAGCACUCGCUUGAUUCAGAAUCUGCUCCCUGUAAAAUAUUAUCCUCAAAACUACGUAAAUCUGAUUUAGCUUCCCUCAAAACCACACCCCAAAUGGUUUUACUUUGUGCCUGGCGCACCGUGAAAGAAGUCUCUCUCAUUUUGGGUUAUGUUGUUUUGAAUUCCCCCAUACAAUUCACUGAAGAAAUGGAGGAAUUUCUCAUAACCAAAUCGCAGAUUUUGGAAAUUGGCGAACAUUUCAAGUUAUUGCUCUCGGAGACCAAACAUCGUGGCGCUUUUGAACAGGCCUAUGUAGGAUUUUCAAAACUUUGUUGUCGCCUCUGGACUGUGGAGAAUGCGGAGUUGAAUACCCUGCCAAUGAUGUGGCUAAAUGAGUUAAUAUCAAUUAUUUCUCAAGAAGAUGUAAAUAAUGGUAAAAUAUGCGCUACUCGCCGCAGUGCUGGCGUGCCAUUUAUGGUUCAAGCUUUAAUUACCUCAGAAUUGAAGGUGGGCUCGAUUAAAUCUUUGGCGUUUUGUAUGAAACACCUAUUGGAAUUGGCUUCUGGCAAGGAACACAGCUCGGAAUCUCGUACGCAUGCCUUGAAUAUAUUAAGAGCUUUGUUCCGUUGCUCGGAUUUAAAUGAAGCUGUGGGUGAAUAUGUUUCACAGGGUAUAACAGUUGCCAUCAACGGAUAUGAUGCCAGCAAUUGGUCGGAGAAAAAUUCAGCUACACUGCUAUUUGCCUCAUUAAUGACACGGAUAUUUGGUGUGCAACGUACCAAAGAUACGGAAAAUCUAAAUAUUCGUAAUAAAAUGACGGGACGUGUCUUCUUUUUGCGUUAUCCCAAAUUAUAUGACUUCUUUUUGGAAGAGCUGCAGAGGGCAAGUGAGCUUAUUGCCCAACAGCAGAAAGCCCAUAAGUUGCAUCCAUUGCUAUUGGUCUUAAGUCGUUUGUAUGUCUCGGCCUUGGAGGGUACCGAAUCGAAUUUGAAGCUAUCCCAAUUUAUACCAUUCAUCUCGGAGUGCGGUGGUUGUCCAGAAAUGCAGACACGUUAUUUGGCCGCCAAAGCUAUUGCUGCUUUGGUUAACAAGGAUGAAGUUACAACAUUGUUGAGAGAAAAAUGUGCGGAAAUUGUGUGUAUGGCUGAUGGAAGUGACCUUAAACUGAACCAUUUACAUGGCUAUAUGCUACAGAUUUACUUUUUAUUGAAAAACAACAACUCAAUUUUAAAUGAGGACCUAGCGAUGGAUAUCUGCUGCACACUUGUGUGUUUUCAUAAACGUACCGGUCUACAAAAUGUGGUUGUAUUGAAAACAAUGUCGGAUAUUUUCAUAGAAAUUUUAGGCAGUCUAUCGUCCUUAAAUGGUAAACAGGGUUUAGUGCAAUAUCUAGCAUACUUUUCUUCUUUGGCAACAGAAAUAGAAAUGAAUCCCAAACGUAGCUUUUAUUACACCGUGCAAUAUAAAUCAAAUUUCUUGUAUAACCUACACAACAUGCGCUUGACGUUGCCUGCAGAGGCUUUGAGUGACUAUAUUUUAGAGCCACCAGUAAAUCUGUUGCCAUUGGAACAAUCAGAAACGUGUCUCAAUAUUAUUUUGCUUUCAUUGGCGGGUAACAGCUACGACGAGGGAAUGUUGGCUGAAUUUGAAAUACUACCAAAUGAAGUGCAAUUUAUUAAAUGCUUAAAUGAAGAGACAUUACAAGAACUAUCGUCGGAGUUGAAAAAUAGCAAGGCAUUGAAAAUUUCGCUUAGAAAACUACUUGACAUACCCAAAUAUUAUCCGGAGGCCGCCAAGAAAGCUUACGCUAUUUUGAGUCAGCUAAGACACUUCGAUUUUACUUUAACGCAGCUCUUGGAAAAGGCAAAGCAGCAUAAAAACGAUGUAAAAUCAGCUCUGACCAUGUGUGUGGAAAGGGUCUUGCAAAGCAGUGGAGUUAACUAUGAUUGUGCCCAAAAAUGUCUGGAAUAUUUAAUAGAAAUCGCCCAUCCCUCACAGCCAUAUUGUUUGAGGAUCAAAGCUGCCAACAGCCUAAAACACAUUGCCGUUCAUUAUCGAAAAUGUUUGAAGCUGCAACGUUUAGAUUUUAUAAAUUUAUAUAUCAAACUUGUGUUGGAUCUUUUAAUGGACGAUGACUAUGACAUAAGAGAUGCCAGUGCCAAACUGGUUGUUUCUUGUCUAACGAACGAAACAGAUUUGUGUUUGCGUGGAAAUUGUCAGCAACAAUGUUUGAAAAUUUCCCCAAAAAACAAUGUUGUAUCGCCUGUGGUACAACGUCUAUUCUUACAAUAUACCGUGGAUCUGUUAGUUGCAUUUAAGGCCAGUGAGGACUACGUUGUAGAUAUAUUUAACCUCAUUGUCAAACACUAUGCUGUGACAAGUAGUAAUGACUUACCAUCAAGUUUUAUUGAUGUGGAAAUAUUUGAUAAAAGUGAAGCUAAUGAUUUUGCAGAACCUUUUAUGGUGGUAAAAGAUGCUACGGAAAUAUUUGCACAAACCUUCAGGAAUCAAGCAAAAAUUGUGGAACACUUGAGAAUGUAUGAAAAGUCCUAAAGGGGCAGAAUUCUCUUUUAGUUAGUGAAGCCAGAGUGGUAUACUUUCUUUGAAGACGUACUUUUUUUUUGCUU
This is a messenger RNA of Musca domestica (house fly), 5354 nucleotides long. RefSeq names its product thyroid adenoma-associated protein homolog (gene THADA). The record is from RefSeq and is a predicted model, not a curated record. Gene Ontology annotation, biological process: tRNA methylation. Gene Ontology annotation, cellular component: cytosol. The coding region runs from base 109 to 5280 and encodes 1723 amino acids. The transcript is spliced from 11 exons. Lineage: Eukaryota; Metazoa; Arthropoda; Insecta; Diptera; Muscidae.